Messenger RNA from Linepithema humile (Argentine ant), 3386 nucleotides. RefSeq names its product Poly-(ADP-ribose) polymerase (gene Parp1). Gene Ontology annotation, molecular function: NAD+ poly-ADP-ribosyltransferase activity; NAD binding; NAD+-protein mono-ADP-ribosyltransferase activity. Gene Ontology annotation, cellular component: nucleus; nucleolus. The record is from RefSeq and is a predicted model, not a curated record. Lineage: Eukaryota; Metazoa; Arthropoda; Insecta; Hymenoptera; Formicidae. Gene Ontology annotation, biological process: double-strand break repair; protein poly-ADP-ribosylation.
AAAUCAGAGCGUAGGAAACUUGCCAUUGCUGUGUUGAACGUGACCGGUGUCAGUACUGCGUGUAACCGGCAUUACCGCAAGUUGUGUCUUACGAUCGUUUUCACGUUUUCGAGGUAGUAGAAGAUUAGCGAGAUGAGCGACGACUUGCCAUAUCGAGCGGAAUACGCGAAAAGUGAUCGCUCUAAAUGUCAAUCCUGCAAGCAAUCCAUCAACAAAACGAGUCUCAGACUCGCCGCUGUUGUUCAGAGUCCAGUUCAUGAUGGAAAAAUACCUAGAUGGUAUCACUUCAAAUGCUUUUUUAUACAACAAAGACCAAAGUCUACCGCUGAUAUAGCUUGUUUUGAUGAAAUUCGUCAUGAAGAUCAAGAAAAUAUUCAAAAGAAAAUUGAAGAAUGUCUUAAUAUUCCUCUGGCAAAAUCUGCAAAAGGAAGAAAAAGAACAAAAGCUACUGUGGGUGCUUCUGGAGAUUUCAGAGUAGAAUAUGCCAAAUCUAAUAAAUCUACUUGUAGAGGAUGCGAUGAAAAGAUCAUCAAGGGUGAAGCUAGAAUAUCAAAGAAGGAUUAUGAAAGUGAUGAAGCCAGAAGGUUUGGUGGAAUGGACAGAUGGUAUCAUGUGGAAUGCUUUGUAAAACUAAGAGCAGACUUGGGAUAUUACGGAGGUGGAGAUGAACUUCCGGGUACCAAGGAGCUUUCCAAAGAAGAUCGAGAAAAUCUUAAGAAAGUUUUGCCUAAAGUGUCGCAAGCAGAAAUGCCACCACCUUCCAAAAAGAUUAAAGAGGAACCGGAAGAUGCAGAAGAAGCAAAGUUGAUUAAAAAGCAAAAUGAGGAGUUGUAUAGCAUAAGAGACCAAGUAUCAAGACUUGGAAAAAAAGAUCUGAUUAUAAUAUUGGAAAAAAACCGUCAGGAAAUUCCAACAGGCGAAUCAAACAUCCUGAAUCUUUUAGCAGAUGUACUGUACUUUGGAGCCCUAGAACCUUGUCCAAAAUGUAAAGGACAACUUAUUUAUAACUCUGGCUUGGGUUAUAAAUGCACUGGUAAUGUAACAGAGUGGACUAAAUGCGAGUAUGUCACUCAAGAUCCGAAAAGGAAAAAGUGUGAAAUACCAAGUGACAUGAAGAAAGACUUUCCAGUUAGGUCGUACAAGUCCAAAGUGAAAAGACGAAUGUUCAAGAUGACAGCACCAUCGUCGUCAAGUUCUGUUAAAAAAGAGGAUGAAGUAGACGGACCGAAAGUGAAAGGAAAGCCACGUCCUCUAAAGAACAUGCAGUUUGUCAUAUUGGGCCGUACGCAGAAGGACAAAGAGGACUUGAAAAAGGAAAUUGUGUUAUUAGGCGGUACUGUUACUACUAAAAUUCACGAAGACUUGGCUGCUGUAAUUUCGAACCAGGAUGAAGUAGACAAGAUGAAUAAAAGAAUGGAAGACGUGAAGUCGCAUGACAUCCAAGUAAUAACUGAAGAUUUUAUCGAAGAAGCGAAAGAAUACACGGAUGCGCCCAUUGUGCUCUUAAAAAAGAAAACCAUCUCUAGCUGGGGUGGUGACAUAAAUGCCAGGCUCGAUAACGUCAUCGCGAAAUCUGGCGCAUCCAAGAGCAAAAGCCGAUAUGUGAAGUCGAGUUCUGGUAAAGUAACGGUGAAGGUGAAAGGUGGCGGAGCCGUUGAUCCCGACAGCGGAUUGGAACAUUGCGCGCAUAUUUACCAAAAGGGCAAGGAUAAAUAUACCGCGACCUUGGGUCUUACGGACAUACAAUUAAAGAAGAACAGUUUUUACAAGUUACAAAUUUUGAAGGACGACAAGUAUAACAGAUACCACUUGUUUAGAAGCUGGGGCCGGAUCGGCACUACAAUUGGCGGCAACAAGCUGGAAGAACUGUCUUUAGAAGAGUGUAUAGCACAGUUCGAGUCGCUGUACGAAGAGAAAUCGGGCAAUCGGUGGAAGAAUAGGGAGCACUUUGUCAAAGUGCCGGGUGCGAUGUAUCCGAUCGAUAUAGAUCACGGAGACGAGGAGGUUGCCUCUCUGGAUUCGGACAUCAAGAGUAAUUUGCAGAAACCGAUUCAGGAUCUGAUGCGCCUCAUUUUCGACGUAUCCGAAAUGAGGAAGGUUAUGCUGGAGUUCGAGAUAGACAUGGACAAGAUGCCGCUCGGAAAGUUGUCCAAGAAACAGAUUGAUAAAGCUUACGCGGUUUUAACGGAGCUGCAGGAGAUAUUAAAGAAGAGCAACGUGGACCGCACGACACUGAUCGACGCCUCCAACAGGUUCUACACACUGAUACCUCACAACUUUGGAGUUUCCGGACCGAAAAUUCUUGAAACGUCCGAGGAGAUUAAAAGCAAGUGCGACAUGCUGGACGCAUUGUUCGAGAUGGAGAUCGCGUACAGUCUUCUGCGUGAUAAGACGGACGAGAAGGAGAAUCCGCUUGACGCUCACUACAAGCAACUGAAGACAGACAUCGAAGUGUUGGAUAAGGAGAGUAAAGAGUACAAGAUGAUUCAGCAGUAUGUGAAGAACACCCACGCGGCUACUCAUAUGCAAUACGACCUCGAGAUCGAGGAUGUGUUCGUCGUGAAGAGACAGGGCGAAGAGCAGAGAUUCAAGCCCUUCAAGAAGCUGCCCAACAGAAAGCUGCUCUGGCACGGAUCCAGAACCACGAAUUACGCGGGAAUAUUGUCUCAGGGUUUGCGUAUCGCGCCACCGGAAGCGCCCGUCACCGGCUACAUGUUCGGCAAGGGUAUAUACUUUGCCGACAUGGUAUCGAAGUCUGCAAAUUACUGCUGUACGCACAGCCAGAAUCCGACCGGUUUGUUGAUGCUCUGCGAAGUUGCUCUGGGCAACAUGUCUGAGAGAUAUCAAGCUGAUUACAUCGAAAAGCUGCCGAAAGGCAAGCAUUCGAUAAUAGGUCGCGGUCAGACGCAACCUGACCCACAAAAUGUUUACAAAAUGGAAGACGGCGUUGAAGUGCCAUAUGGAGAAGGAGUACCUGCCAGUCUUACUAAAAAGUCGGCAUUAUUAUACAACGAGUACAUUGUAUACGAUGUGGCUCAGGUAAAAGCGCGAUAUUUGCUAAAAAUGAACUUCAAAUACAAGUACUAAAAUAUGUAACACAAAAGUGAUAUGCGGCAUUCAUAUUACACUAUUCUAUUAUGCAUUCGUAUACGCUGAUAUAUGUUUUUGACUAAAAAGUAAUACUAAAUUCCAACAAAUUUCUUUUAUGUUACAUUUUCUUUUGUAUCUUCUUUUUUUUAAUCUUUAAUAAUAUUUUUUAUUCCCAGUGUUUUGUUAUUCUAGUGUUACUUGUUUGUAUGUCAAAUAGUCUUUGCUACCUCCAACAUAAACGGUAAGAUAUUUCUUACAGUCUGAAAUAAAUUUUUCACAAAAUAAAAUUGUGUUUU